AUGUCUCCCAACAUGACUUCGAAGAAGACCUCUAGCAAGGCUUCAAACACUACUUCCAAUGAGGCCUCAAGCAACGCCACCAGCAAGACCCCCAACAACACCUCCGACAAGACCCCCAGCAAGGUCUCUACGAAAGCUUCUAGCAAACCCUCCGACAAGACCGCCACCAAAGCCUCCAGCAACACCAGUUCCUCCGCGUCAGCUUCCCCAAAGGCCAAAGGCACAAAGCGAAAGGGACCCAAUGAUCUUGCGUCUACCCCUCAGCCACCAGCCAAAAGGGCCAAGGUCAUUGCUUCCAACGAGCCUUUGAAUGCCAAAGCCACCAAGCGCAAGGAACGUGUGGAGCCCACCACCUCCCUUGAGCCGCCAUUCAAGAAGACCAAAGUCAAUCCCCCCACCAAGUCUUCGAAUACGGCGCGCCCCGUCCAAGCCAACUGUCCAUUCUCUGAUGCCUUCUUCGAGAAUAUGGCAACAGUCAUCGUGCACGGCUUUCCUAUUAUCGACUUUGCCAUACGGCAUCAGUGCAGCUUCGACGACGUGGCCGACGCCCUCAGUGCGGUGGUGAUGCAACCCCUCUGCAGCCCUGGAGAGACCGGCCUGUCUGCCUCUGAAAGGGCCCGGAUUCUCAUUGCGGACUGGCGUGAGGAUCAAGCCCAGGCUGUGGUCAAGACCUCCAUCCUACGAAGCCCGCCCGCGACCCCACCCGAGCCAAAAGAUGAAGAUGAGGACUUAGAGCCUGUUGCCAACGACCGAGUCGAGCUUCCUCCCCGCCGGAUCAAUGGUCGGUCGGUUCCAAAGGGAUUUCAGAUCUAUGGUGAGCCCGAGUCUCCUGAUCCAAUGCCAGUGAGUCAGCUCGACGCCAUGACGGACGCGGAAUUCGAGCAGGCUGUGUCGCGCGGCUUGUUCCGGGAAUUGUUCCAGGAGGACGACGAGCGAAACCAGGUUGCCUGUACGAGGCCUGGUACAAUUCGUACUCGACCGAAGAGGUGA
This is a messenger RNA of Penicillium oxalicum, 990 nucleotides long. RefSeq lists its product as uncharacterized. The record is from RefSeq and is a predicted model, not a curated record. The transcript has a single exon. NCBI's taxonomy places the organism in Eukaryota, Fungi, Ascomycota, Eurotiomycetes, Eurotiales, Aspergillaceae. Bases 1 to 990 code for a protein of 329 amino acids.